This is a messenger RNA of Carassius carassius (crucian carp), 1208 nucleotides long. RefSeq names its product guanylyl cyclase-activating protein 2-like. The record is from RefSeq and is a predicted model, not a curated record. NCBI's taxonomy places the organism in Eukaryota, Metazoa, Chordata, Actinopteri, Cypriniformes, Cyprinidae. The transcript has 4 exons. Bases 161 to 721 code for a protein of 186 amino acids. Gene Ontology annotation, biological process: visual perception. Gene Ontology annotation, molecular function: calcium ion binding; calcium sensitive guanylate cyclase activator activity. Gene Ontology annotation, cellular component: cone photoreceptor outer segment; photoreceptor inner segment.
AAAAUACCAGUGUGUUCAUAGUAAGACAGCAUGUUUCUAGUUGUAAGUAGAUUAUGUCAGUUUACCUGCUAGGAGAAUGCAGCACUGCACGUUCACCUCAGUUAUCGUGGACAUUUUCAUAUGAUCAGCAUUGUGAGUUGUGGACAAAGACUGUUUCAGUAUGGGUCAAAUUCAAAGCGAUGAAGAUAAAGAAGUGGAACUAUCAGACAUCCAGCCUCUUUAUACCAAAUUCAUGAGAGAGUGCCCAAGUGGAGCCCUGCAUCUUCAUGAAUUCCGCAAGAUCUUCGGAAUUCAGAGCACAUCAGAAGAUGAGGCUUUGUACAUAGAAACCCUCUUCAAAUCUUUUGACACAAACAGGGAUGAUGUUAUAGACUUUAUGGAAUUUGUAGCAGCCAUCCACCUGGUUCUGAGAGGCAAACUGGAGGACAGAUUGAAAUGGUCUUUUAAAGUUUACGACAAAGAUGACAAUGGAAAAUUGGACAGGCAAGAGGUCAAACGUGUUAUAAAGAUUAUUUGCCAACUUCAGAAAAACCACAUCAACAUGACACCCAAUGACAUUUGCGACAGGAUAUUUGAACAUUUGGAUGAAAACAAAGAUGGGCAAAUUUCCCUGUCAGAGUUCAUGGAAGGGGCGAAAAAAGAUGCCUCGAUUAUGGACCUCUUAAAACUGGACACUAAUGCACGUGGCUGGUUCAAGAAAAACUGGGCGAAAAAAACAUGAGUUUUCAUGAGUUCAAGGCCCAUGGACCUCUUACAAUCUUUCAAAUGUUGGCGGCUGCAAAUGGGAGAGACCCGGUAUGGAGGUCAGAAAAUAUUUGCCUUCUGUCACAAGUGACGUGUGUGCCUCACCAUUGAGCUCAUUGAUGUUCAACCAACUCACAUUUCCUUCUUCGUCUGGUGCUAAAGCUGAUAUAAGAGCAUGAAUCGUGUUUUUAGAGGGAACUAUAAUCAUGUUCUGCAGUAAAUGUUACUAUACAGUAUAACCCAUUUGUAUCCUUUGUAAUUAAGAAGCAUUUAUUUUUUUUAUUUCACAAUUAUGUUAUUAUUCAGGCAUAGGCAGUCCUGGUAAUAUUAUAUUACAUGAAUUAAUAUUAUUAUCAAAAUACAUUUUUUCUAUAUUAUACAUUAUUUAUUUGUCUUUACAGUGCAUCUGUAAUCUUACUGUUUAACCAAAGUUUAUGUAAAAACAAUCACUUAUAUUUAAUUUG